AUGUCGGCAAAGAUGAGCCGCUUGCGCCCAGUAUCUGACUCGUUGGAGAAUGUUGGGUUUGUGUCAAAAGGAGAUCGGAAGUUGUUGAAUCAUAAGAUCCAGACGGAAUACUUCGACAGAAUCGUCGACCGAUACAUGCGCUUUUGCGCCCAUCAUUCUAAAGAUCUCGAUGCAGCGUUAGCUUCCCUUCCAACAAGUCCCUCAAACGAUGCGACUUCCAAUCCGCCCGCUUCCCGGUCGCCUUUGAGAUUGAACCCCGCACAGAAGGACAUCCCGCCACCAUCGACAGAGCUAUCCACACUCCUUCUCUCCCUACGCAAACUGCGCGAGGCCGUCCUAGCAACAGCCGCAACCACACCGGCAGAAUUCUCACAACGGGUUCAUGUUUUCUCCAUUCGCUUGUCCAUUCUCGCGCAUCACCCGCCGUCAUAUUUCCCCUCUUUGCGAUACCUUCUAGAUAGACUGCAUUCCACAUCCCACCCACUACCUGACUCCGAAGCCCAGGAACUGGUCUCAUACUUGAUUCUCGAUUAUGCCUGCCGACAAGGCGAUAUGCUCGCGGCCUAUGAGCUGCGCGCCCGGGCGCGGAAAGAGCACUCCUUUCAAUCCCAGACCGUCGAUAAGGUUUUAGCUGCCUUGAUGCACGAUAACUGGGUGCUGUUCUGGCAAUUACACAACAGCGUGGAUUCACACAUGCGUGCAGUGAUGAAUUGGGCUGCGGACCGAGUCCGCAGGCACGCGCUCAAGGCCGUGGGCAGUUCUUAUCUUAGUGUGCAUAUUAGCUGGAUUUUGGGCGGUUGUACAGGCGAUGAACAGAGUUGGACAUGGGAGAAAUUGGUUGAGAAAGAGAAACUUCGUUGGGACCGGGAAGGCGAUAAAAUCAUCAUCAAACGGCCGAGGCAGAGCCCUCCUACCAAGGCGCAGCCGAGCGUGUCGAGUGCAUGA
Messenger RNA from Penicillium paradoxum, 945 nucleotides. RefSeq lists its product as uncharacterized. Bases 1 to 945 code for a protein of 314 amino acids. The record is from RefSeq and is a predicted model, not a curated record. Lineage: Eukaryota; Fungi; Ascomycota; Eurotiomycetes; Eurotiales; Aspergillaceae. The transcript is spliced from 2 exons.